Messenger RNA from Nomia melanderi (Alkali bee), 2118 nucleotides. It is a transcript of the gene Shmt, whose product is annotated as serine hydroxymethyl transferase. Gene Ontology annotation, cellular component: nucleus; cytoplasm; mitochondrion. Gene Ontology annotation, molecular function: pyridoxal phosphate binding; glycine hydroxymethyltransferase activity. Gene Ontology annotation, biological process: tetrahydrofolate interconversion. Lineage: Eukaryota; Metazoa; Arthropoda; Insecta; Hymenoptera; Halictidae. The record is from RefSeq and is a predicted model, not a curated record.
AAGAAAAUAAACACUUUUAUCAAUGAAUGAAAUAAUUUUUCAGCGUAACGCAAAUAUAUUAUGUUCUGUAAUAUAAUUCUUAUUAAAUAAUAUUGUUUAAUUAUUUUAAAGCGUUCAUUUUUAUUGUAUGUUUGUGAUAUCUGUUCUGUAUUUCGUUACUCGAGUAACAUUGAAGAAGAACAGAGCGUAUCGGAAAUAUUCGAAAUUUCGUUUUGUGUAAAACGAUAAGAAAAAAACGUUCAAAAGGUCUUGAUAAAACUGGACUGGAUUGACCGGUAUGAAACGCGAUACGAACAUACAAACUUUGUACAUAACGAAAGAAAGUACAUCUCUCAUGAACUACUUUCAAAUCAGUGCUGUUAAUGGAGAUACGUAACAUCUGUUCGUAUUGUUUGUUAUAAAUAGAAGAAUUAUAGUGAAUAACAAGUGACAUCAUUUAUAGAAUACGAUACACAAUAUCAAAGAAACGUUUAGCAAUGCUUCGGAAUUGGUCCAGUUUAAAUCAGCGCAGCUUUCAAUUGGUUGAAAAUCUGCUAAUCAGUCAAACUCGAUGUAUAAAAGAACAUGUUAUCCGAAGAUUCCCUCCAGAAGUAUUUCGAGUUUCAAAUCGUAACCUAUACCUUUCGUGCACCUGUUGCAUUUCAAAAUCCAACAUGACUAGUGUAAUCCAUAAAAAUGUUUGGGAAACAGACCCAGAACUUUUUGAAUUGAUGGAGAAAGAGAAAAAAAGACAAACAUGUAGUCUUGAAUUGAUUGCUAGUGAAAAUUUUACAUCCCUUAGUGUAUUGCAAUGCUUAAGUUCAUGUCUUCAUAAUAAAUACAGCGAAGGUCUACCUGGACAUAGGUAUUAUGGAGGAAAUGAAUAUAUUGAUGAAAUUGAAUUGUUAGCACAAAAACGUGCUUUAGAAGCAUUUAACUUAAAUCCAGAGGAAUGGGGAUGUAAUGUACAACCAUAUUCAGGAAGUCCAGCUAACUUUGCUGUUUAUACUGGUUUAAUGCAGCCCCAUGAUCGUAUAAUGGGUUUAGAUCUUCCUGAUGGAGGUCAUCUUACUCAUGGUUUCUUUAAUGUAGUUAAAAAAGUUUCUGCAACAUCAAUAUUUUUUGAAUCAAUGCCGUAUAAAGUGGACCCUCAAACUGGUCUAAUUGAUUAUGAAAAGUUAGCUGAAAACGCGAGAUUAUUUAAGCCAAAAGUUAUAAUAGCUGGUGUAUCCUGUUAUAGUCGAUGUUUAGAUUACAAGCGUUUCAGGGAAAUAGCAAAUGAAAAUAAUGCUUAUUUAUUUAGUGAUAUGGCUCAUAUAUCAGGUUUAGUUGCUGCUCAAGUAAUUCCCAGUCCAUUUGAAUAUAGCGAUAUUGUAUCAACUACUACUCAUAAAACUUUAAGAGGACCUCGGGCUGGUGUAAUUUUCUACCGUAAAGGAGUUAAAAGUAUAGAGAAAGGAGAAAAAGUUAUGUAUGAUUUUGAGGAUAAGAUUAAUAAUGCAGUAUUUCCUUCAUUACAAGGCGGUCCACACAACCAUGCAAUUGCAGGCAUUGCAACAGCAAUGAAGCAAGUUAAAACUCCAGAAUUCCUUCAAUACCAAAAACAAAUUGUAGCUAAUGCAAAGAGACUCUGUUCUGGACUUCAAAAAUAUGGUUACAAAAUUAGUACAGAUGGUACAGAUGUACAUAUGUUACUAGUAAAUUUACGACCUGUAGGUCUUACAGGAGCGAAAGCAGAAAAAAUUUUAGAAGAUGUUUCUAUUGCCUGCAAUAAAAAUACUGUACCCGGUGAUAAAAGUGCGGUGAAUUGUAGUGGUAUUAGAUUAGGCACUCCAGCAAUAACUACUCGUGGUUUGGUCGAAGAAGAUAUUGAUAAAGUUGUUGAUUUUAUACACGAAGCUUUAUUACUUGCCAAGGAAGUAACAAAGAUUUCUGGACCUAAACUUGUUGACUUUAAAAAAGUACUGAGCACUGAUGAAUCUACAAAACAAAAAGUUGCAACUUUAAAGAAAAAAGUAGAAACAUUCUGCAGUCAAUUUCCCAUACCAGGCCAUGAAACAUAUUAAUCACAUGACAUCGUUUAUUUUUUAUACUAAUUUUUAUAUUAAUCUAAUAUCAUAAUAAAUCCAUUAUUAUAUA